Molecule: messenger RNA, 1909 nt
Organism: Prunus dulcis (almond)
Lineage: Eukaryota; Viridiplantae; Streptophyta; Magnoliopsida; Rosales; Rosaceae
Product: 5'-nucleotidase domain-containing protein 4-like
Exons: 17
Coding region: 1-1806 (601 amino acids)
Molecular function (GO): 5'-nucleotidase activity
Source: RefSeq, a predicted model, not a curated record
AUGGUUGCAAAGACCAAUAGACCAAACUCCAAAGAGAGCUGCAGUCACAAUCCUGGAAUGAAGUGCCAGUGCAGCAGCAGUAGUAGUAGCAGUAGCGGCGUUGAUGAGAAGUCAGUGUUUUCACUCACCUCGUCAAGCAAGUACGAAGAUUAUUUGGGAGAGAAAACCAAAGGGGAUUUGAAUGUCAAGGUGGAGCAUCUUGAGGCCUUUGGAAUUGAUAGUCAAGCAACUAUAAAAGGUCCAAUGGAGGAAGUAGCCAGGGUUGAGGCUGAAGACUUGCUCAGAGACUUGGGUAUCCCGACUCCUUUUUCGUCAAGACAAUCACCUCGUGACAUUUUUUGUAGCCGCAUGUUGAAUCUUCAAUCAAUCAGUGCCAUUGGAUAUGAUAUGGACUACACCUUGAUCCAUUAUAAUGUGAUUGCUUGGGAAGGGAGAGCUUAUGAUUACUGUAUGGAGAAUUUGAAGAAAAUGGGUUUCCCUGUUGAUGGUCUUGCGUUUGACCCUGACUUGGUUAUUAGAGGCCUUGUCAUAGACAAAGAGAAAGGCAACUUAGUGAAGGCUGAUCGAUUUGCUUAUGUAAAGAGGGCAAUGCAUGGCACGAAGAUGCUAUCUAAUCGAGCUGUAAGUGAGAUGUACGGGAGGGAACUGGUGGACCUCCGGAAGGAAAGUCGAUGGGAAUUCCUAAAUACACUGUUCAACGUCUCAGAAGCUGUCGCUUAUAUGCAGAUGGUUGACAGAUUGGAUGAUGGAACCAUUGCAGAACAACUUGGUCCACUUGAUUAUGAGGGGCUCUAUAAGGCUGUUGGAAGAGCCCUCAUCAGGGCACAUGUAGAGGGUCAACUAAAGAGUGAGAUAAUGUCUAAGCCUGAACUAUUUGUGACACCUGAUCCAGAAUUACCCCUAGCACUUUUGGAUCAAAAGGAGGCUGGUAAAAAGCUUCUGCUCAUUACCAACUCAGAUUAUCAUUACACAGACAAAAUGAUGCAGCAUUCCUUCAACAGAUUUCUUCCCAAUGAUAUGGGUUGGCGAGAUUUAUUUGACAUUAUGGUAGUCUCCGCAAGAAAGCCAGAGUUCUUCCAAAUGUCACACCCUAUGUAUGAGGUGGUGACAGGAGAGGGCCUCAUGCGUCCAUGCUUCAAGGCUAAAACAGGGGGAUUGUAUUCUGGGGGAAGUGCUCAGAUGGUUGAGAAUUCCCUAAAUAUUCAUGGAGAUGAAAUACUGUAUGUUGGUGAUCAUAUCUACACUGAUGUAAGUCAAUCCAAAGUUCAUCUGCGAUGGCGGACGGCAUUAAUUUGUCGAGAAUUGGAAGAAGAGUUUAGUGCUUUGACUCAUAGCCGGGGUCAUAGAGCAUCACUGGUAGAGCUUAUAAAUCAAAAGGAGGUCGUAGGGGAUCUUUUCAACCAACUUCGGCUCGCCUCGCAAAGGCGAACUAAAGGACGCCCUGCUCAAACCCUUGCUGCAACAAACUUGGAUGAUCAAGAACUCUCAGAAAGCAUGCAAAAGCUACUUAUAGUUAUGCAAAGACUGGACCAGAAAAUUGCUCCAAUGCUAGAAGCAGAUGGAGAGCUCUUCAACAAAAGGUGGGGAUUUCUUUCCCGUGCAGGGUUGUGGGAUAAAAGCUAUUUGAUGAGACAAAUUGAGAAGUAUGCCGAUAUAUAUACCUCCAGGGUGUCAAAUUUCUUGCAUUAUACACCUUUCAUGUACUUCCGCUCACAGGAACAGACGCUUGCUCAUGAUUCGUACUCAAACUACUGUUCGAGGUUUAAUGGGUCUGCUGUGGAUGACGAGGUCGACUUUAUGUUGUAGAAGUGCAUUGUAGUAUCUUGACUCCAUUGUUGUUCUGUAUGAAUGAUCCAGGCACUUUACAAUUUUCAAGGUUAUAAACUAAUAAUGAAUAAUAAUGGUUGAU